Messenger RNA from Dendroctonus ponderosae (mountain pine beetle), 1025 nucleotides. Its product is annotated as dynein regulatory complex subunit 7-like. The record is from RefSeq and is a predicted model, not a curated record. Bases 64 to 762 code for a protein of 232 amino acids. The transcript has 3 exons. Gene Ontology annotation, biological process: flagellated sperm motility. NCBI's taxonomy places the organism in Eukaryota, Metazoa, Arthropoda, Insecta, Coleoptera, Curculionidae. Gene Ontology annotation, cellular component: motile cilium.
UCCCCGCAACAAUAGAUCAAGCAAUGGUUGCUAUGCUGUCAAAGUCAGUAGUGCGGUUUCGCGAUGACAACUUCUUCUCCUCAAGGAGAAGAAAUGGACGAACCGAGUGAAAAUACUGUGCAUCUAGACUUUGAAGAUGAAAACACCGUGCCGGAUGGUGCCGAGCUGGCGCCAGAAUCAUCCGAAGAAGUCGCAAUCGAGCCUGAACCCAAACCCUUUUCCUACAUCGAAAUGCUGGAUAAGCCGAGGGAGUUGCAGGAACCGAUGGAUAUCACGGCUGACUACUUGAAAGUGAUCGCCCAGGAGUUGGGAUUGAUCAAACUGUGCUGGCCGGAGUUGAUUGACGUGACGUUCGAGGACAGAACGAAUUUUCCGGACAGCUACCUGAAGAACUCCCGCAAGGAGAAGCUGCUGCUGUUGUAUGCGGAGAACUUUCGCAGGCAGUUUUGCUGCAAAUUUCCCAAUCGGAAGCCGCUGUUUCUGGCCUGCGAUAAUGAGUGCGGAUUACAAAAAAUGGUUUGCACCACCCUUCGGCCCACUAUACUGCCUCAUGCGGAAAUGUACACUUGGUCUGACUGUUCCCGAUUCCUGGCCGAUCAUAUCAAGUACGAGCCCCUGGACGAGCCUCUUUUAAUGCCCAGACACUUCUAUUCACCACAGACGACCAUUCUGCGACAAUCCGGCCACUCCUUCGAAAUGGCCACAGCUUUGUGCUCUCUCUUACUUGGAGCUGGUUUCGAUGUCUACAUGGUGUCCGGGUAAGGCUCUUAUUAUUUUGCUCCAUUAUAAUCAAAUUGAGUGUUGUUGACUCGAACGAUGUGAAGAAUGUGAUCAAAAUCACCCGAAAUUUGGAUUUUUAUUCUCGGUAAAUAUCGGUCUAAUAAUGAGUCUCUACUCAACUGCGGUCUUUCUUUUAGAAAGCCGAAUCUUUCAAACCACCGCAGAUUUACUACACAUUGGCUAAUAUCAGUUUCAGAAUGAAACUUUUUACAGAACAGCGUUCCACCCAUAAAAAAUUGCAACUU